Messenger RNA from Aspergillus ruber CBS 135680, 2663 nucleotides. It is a transcript of the gene yme2, whose product is annotated as putative RNA12 protein. The transcript is spliced from 3 exons. The record is from RefSeq and is a predicted model, not a curated record. Gene Ontology annotation, molecular function: RNA binding. The coding region runs from base 71 to 2530 and encodes 819 amino acids. Gene Ontology annotation, cellular component: mitochondrial inner membrane. Lineage: Eukaryota; Fungi; Ascomycota; Eurotiomycetes; Eurotiales; Aspergillaceae.
UCUCAUUCUUCUGUUUUCUCUCCCUCUUUCUUUAUCUUGUCCGCAUCGCCAUGCGCCAAGUCUCGCAAAGAUGAUGCGAAUUGCCUCGACAGGAGUCCCAGUACGCUGGAAAUCUCCGAGGGCCUUCCCCGCGUAUACUUCUACGCCCAAUCCACGGCAGGCUUCGUCUAUUCAGUCGGGUCAUAUUAAUGUGAACAAGGGGGAAGGAUUGCUUUUUAUAAAUAACAUCUUCCCAUCCAGAUUACAAUGGCUGCUAGGAAACCCUCUCGAUGGAAGCUGGUCGUACGAGGAAGCAUUGAAACGGAUCAAUCGACCACAUUUCGCUGCAUCGGAGCCAAUUCAUAUCAUUCAACGAGCCUUGCCGGACAACCUACCACUGGAAAUCAAAGAGGUCAUCCCCCGUACGAAAGAAGGCGGUGCAUUCGUCAAAUUUUCACACAAGUCCAAUGCCAAGGAUAUUGAGAUCGAGGAUGCUAUCAAAGAGAACCUGCACCAGAAUCCAAUAAGACCCUGGUUUAAUCCUUUCCAAGGGGUUUAUGUUAGCCGGGUGCUGGGAAAGCCAUGGAUUGAGGAUCUCUAUCGUAUCCCCAGUCAGCGACUUAGGGUGGAGUUCUUGCCGACUUCGCCAGAAACUUCUGCGGCGGAAUUGACUAUUGAAAAUCUGUACUCUCUUCUUCGUCCAUAUGGAAAGUUGCAGGAGAUCGACCCUCAGCCGUCAGACUCGAAAACCAGCCCACGAUAUGCCCAUGUGGAGUUCUCUCGACUCCGAUACGCUGUCAUGGCGCGAAACUGUCUGCAUGGAUUCACGAUCCCGGAAGAGCACGGUGGUGGCAAGGCCGGGACUAAAUUCAAGAUAGUAUAUGAGCGAAAGAUCAAACUGUCCAUGAUUAAGGAUUGGAUCUUCAGUCAUCCGAGGAUUGUGAUCCCCGCCUUCGCAGCGUUGAUUGCAGCCAUCUCUGUGACAGUCUUUGAUCCUAUACGUACAUUCUUUAUAAAGAUAAAGAUUAAAGCCACGCUUCCGACGGAAGAGAAUGAAUUCUUGCACUGGGUCCGCCAACAGAUCAGUAAGGCGAACAUCAUAUAUUUCGGAAACCGGAGAGCCGAUCCUCGCGGCCUCAGUGCCAUUUGGGAAGACCGUCAAGGCGAUAUCUCACAGUUGCAAUCAUGGUUACAGGAAAAUGUCGAGACCUUUAUCGUCGUCCAUGGACCACGUGGCUCAGGGAAACGGGAACUUGUGCUAGACAACGUGCUGAAGGACUAUAAACACAAGGUCAUCAUCGACUGCAAGCAGAUCCAAGAUGCCCGAGGAGACACUGCAAAGAUUGCAAGAGCCGCCCAACAAGUUGGCUAUCGACCGGUCUUCUCAUGGAUGAACAGCAUCAGCAGCUUCAUCGACCUCGCAUCUCAGGGCAUGAUUGGUACCAAGGCAGGCCUUUCAGAGACAUUGGACAGCCAGCUCAGCAACAUUUGGCAGAGCACUGCUACUGCUUUGAGAAAAGUCGGUUUGGAAGCGAGAAAACUAGAUGACAAAGACGUUCAUCUGUCCGACGACGAGUACCUGGAGGCCCACCCCGAACAGCGCCCAGUCGUGAUUAUUGACAACUAUCUACACAACGCGGAAGAGAACAGCGUGGUGUACGACAAGAUCACCGAAUGGGCUGCCGGACUGACGACUGAGUAUAUCGCUCAUGUGAUCUUUUUGACAACAGAUGUAUCUUUCGCUAAACCUCUCAGUAAGGCUUUGCCUAACCAGGUACUGCGAGUCAUUCCCAUGGGCGACUGCUCGUUAGAUGUCGGAAGGAAGUUCGUCCUCAAUCUUCUGGCGUAUGAGUCGAGUCUGGAGUCUGACAGUGAGAAAAUAAAGACUGUAAAUAAUAUGGAGGACUUAGACAACUGCAUUGAGGUGUUGGGAGGUCGAGUAUCAGAUCUGGAAUUCAUGGCGCAUCGGAUUGAGGCGGGAGAAACCCCCAAAGCCGCUGUCAACCGUAUUAUCGAGCAAUCUGCUUCUGAAAUUCUAAAGAUUUUCAUCCUGGGCUCUGAGAAUCAGUCGCAGCACUGGACUCGCGAACAGGCCUGGCACUUGAUCAAAGCUCUCGGUCAUUCCAAGGACGGUACCUUGCCAUAUAACCAAGUACUUACGUCAGAUCUAUUCAAGGAGAACGGCGAAGCGAUCCUCCUCGCACUAGAACAAGCAGAACUCAUCGCGAUCAGUGCCACCAACGGGUUCCCCCACACUGUAAAGCCAGCGAAGCCAGUAUAUCGUACAGCAUUCAAGCGGGUUGCUGAGAACAAAGCAUUGAGCAGCCGUCUAGAUCUUUCAAUCCUGUCGCAACUGCUGAAGAAAGAGAACAGCUCCAUCACAAAGCACGAAGAAGAACUCGCUGUACUGGGUGCCCUGCCAAAACAGCCCCGAGAACUCCACCCGAGAAUUCACUGGCUUUUAGAAAAGAUCUAUAAGUCCCAGGACAAGAUUGGGCAAUAUGAGAAUGAUAGUGCAGUUCUCCAGAAAAACCUCAAGAGUGGGAACUGAUCUUAAUUUUUAUUUGUCCACGACUCAGGCGCCCCGGGAUGUUAGAAUUGAGUAGUUGUUUUUCUUCAUGAUAGUAAUUGAAACUUCAGUUGGUAACUUAUUUAUGAAGCAUAACUUUAUAUAAUCAACCUGC